AUGGCUUCCCCACACACAACUGAACCAUGUCCUGAGCAAACUAUUUCUGUAGCCAAUGAAACCUAUCAAGGGAUGGAACUUGUGCAACGAGGUCAAUGGAUUCGAGCAGCCAUUCUAGGAGCUAACGAUGGGUUGCUUUCGACCACAUCCCUAAUGCUUGGUAUAGGUGCAGCAAAUGAUGAUAAAUGGUCCAUGAUCCUCUCUGGACUAGCUGGAGCCAUUGCAGGUGCCUGUAGCAUGGCUGUUGGCGAGUUUGUUUCCGUUUCAACCCAAAGAGAUAUUGAGCAGGCUUCAAAAACUGACACAGGCAUGCAAAAUGAUGAUGAUGAUCAUGACAAGGAAAACACACUGCCCAACCCGUGUAAGGCGGCUUCAGCUUCGGCUUUGUCAUUUCUAUGCGGGGCAGUUGUUCCUCUGGCAUCUGCUGCUUUUAUUGAACAACAUCUUAUCCGGAUUGUGGUGAUUGCAGUGGUUUCAUCUAUAGCUCUUGCGGUCUUCGGUUGCUUUGGAGCUUGUCUUGGGGGUUCCCCAGUUAGGAUAUCAGCAGCCAGAGUUCUUUUUGGAGGGUGGGUUGCCAUGGCCAUUACUUACGGUUUACUUAAGCCCUUCGAUAGAUACCACCAUGGCAGCGACACUGACUAG
Molecule: messenger RNA, 642 nt
Organism: Gossypium raimondii (Peruvian cotton)
Lineage: Eukaryota; Viridiplantae; Streptophyta; Magnoliopsida; Malvales; Malvaceae
Product: vacuolar iron transporter homolog 2
Exons: 2
Coding region: 1-642 (213 amino acids)
Biological process (GO): intracellular manganese ion homeostasis
Cellular component (GO): membrane
Molecular function (GO): iron ion transmembrane transporter activity; manganese ion transmembrane transporter activity
Source: RefSeq, a predicted model, not a curated record